This is a messenger RNA of Paramacrobiotus metropolitanus, 2035 nucleotides long. RefSeq names its product BRO1 domain-containing protein BROX-like. The transcript has 8 exons. Lineage: Eukaryota; Metazoa; Tardigrada; Eutardigrada; Parachela; Macrobiotidae. Bases 320 to 1576 code for a protein of 418 amino acids. The record is from RefSeq and is a predicted model, not a curated record.
AUGAAUCACUCUGCUUUCCCAUUUUAAAUUUUCCCGUUUCCGUUCUACCAUUGCAUUUGACUUUUUUGUGUUUCCACUCAAUAUAUAGGCACAAUUAGUGUGCAUUUGUUGACUUUUUACAGCUGAUUGUUGUAUUUUUGUGUGAGUGAUGUGAUUUUAAAGUUUUCUUUGGGGAUUACAGCAGAUAUUUCGAAGGGAUUCGGACGAUACGAUAUCCUUCUUUUCACGCCUGGAUUUGCUCAUUUGCAGUUAUAUUUCUUGAAACAUUGUGAGUUUUCUGUUUUCAUGUGAUUCGGGUCGUCAACCUUAGCACGAGAAGAUGUCCCACUGGUUUCAUCGAAAUCCCAUUAAAGCAACGGCACCACAGAAAUUCGAUGUGAAAGGAUGCACGACGGACGGACAGGCUUUGAAACUAUGCGGAGAUCUCCGGCAAUGUCGAGCGCAGCUGUUAACCAUCCUCACAUCACCAUCCCAGAGUGUAGCGGAUGUAGUAAUGGCAUACACCAACUACGUCUCCCUACUGCAAGGUCUACUACAAGCAUGUGAUGAACGCGGCGGGGAAAGUAAACUGCGCUACUUCUACAUGUUCCGCUGGUCCAAUUCCAUUAUCCCGGAUGCUUCCGUGGAGCAGCAGGAUGCCAUGUUUGAGCUGAUUCAUAUUUCCAUCAAUCUGGCACUGUGGUAUAUGAAGCGUGCGGCUUUUGUCGCUUCCAAAGACAGCAUAUCGGUCGAUGAAGCUAAGGAGGUGCAUCGAUGCUUACGUUUGGCGGCGGGCGUUUUCAAAGAAAUGCAGACCAACUAUACCGGCAGAUUACUGGGCGAAACGCCCAAAUCCACCGAUGUGGAUUCCCGGGUUUUGGUGGCGUAUGUUAAUCAGUGUUCCGCCGAAGCCCAAGAAGUGACCAUUGCACAGGCCAUUGAACGGAAGCAUGCACCAGCCCUUAUAUCUGCCCUUGCCAAUGAAACCGCCAAAUUGUUUAUUGGUGCUGAUGCGUCGUUGGCUAAAGUUGAAGAAGUCUACGUGGGAAAAUGGCGCAGAUACCUCCAGUUGAAAGGAGCCAUUUAUGAAGCAUGCGCCUACUGCUACUGCGGUGAAAAUCUUCUAGCGCAGGAUAAAUGUGGGGAAGCAAUAAAGGCGCUGCAAGAAGCGAACAAAGCUUUUGAUUCCUCGCUUGAACUGUGUAAAGAGUAUGCCAAAGCCAAAGGAGUCGGUUCCACUGUGAAGCCGGAGCAACACAUCUUUUUCCGAAACCUACGAGCACGCGUUGAUCGUACUUUGGAGAAAUGCGAACGCGAAAAUGGCAUGAUUUAUCAUCAAAAAGUUCCUGAUGUUCCCCCGGAACUGGAAAUGAAAGCCACCUUCGGCCUGGUUAGUCCAGAAACAUUCACCUUGCCUCCAUUGCAUCCACAGUGGACGCCGGCAACAUACAAAGCCUUCGAUUUGGGCCAAAUCAAACGUGAAAACAAGAAUAACGGAUGGGCCAAGAAAGGAGGCAGUCUUCCCCGUGUUGAAGAAGAGCCGAUUCCUUUUUCCAAAGGCAUGGAAUCAACAUCUAGCGGUUGUUCGAUACAGUAAUAUUCUGGUGUCUUGCUCCUCCUGGUUCGAAUUCCAAGUCAAUGGAUUUAUUCUGACAUUUACCGGUUGGAUUUUGUUGGAAGUAUUUUCUAGCACCUAUAGAAGCAUUAAGGCUCGUGAUUUUUAUUUUUAAAUUUUAGGCAUCUUGUAAGUGAAGCGCCGUAUCUUAAUUACUGCAUAAUGAUUCUGUAUUACUUGCAGAAAUUAUUUUUCACUCAAGAAUUAUGCUUUGAAAGGAAAUGUCUAUGGUUUUUACACCACUAUUAGUUUUUGUGUAUUGUCUGUAUCUAUUGUAUAUGUAAUUUCAAAAUAUUACAGAAAGUUUUCAACGUUUAUUCCGGAGAUUGAACCGUAGUGCAUUUUUACGAACAUGCAUACUGUGAUAAAUACUGAAGAAGCAGUACUUGAAGUACGAGUAGUUACGAUACUUACUGGUUCAUGGAAAAUUGGAAAUAAAAU